UAUCGUGUCAACAAACUCAAAUUUGCAACACAACAAUUAAGUUUAUUGUUUUCUUACGGAGGGAAGACGAAAGUAGAGCGUUGUAUGCUAACAGGGCUUACAGAGCGAAACCGGAAGUACUUGCGAGAUUCUCCUCUCGCACCUGCUCAGUCAUCUGCGCUGUCGUCCAAGAAUGGCCGCUGCUGCAGCAGGAAUAAACAAGCAGGGCGCCGUAGCGACGAUGGAGCCCUGUAUCCGACAUGGGAGGGGAGCUCAUGGAAACACUGUUAAGGUGCUCGAGUGUGGUGUGUGUGAGGACGUCUUCUCUCUCCAAGGGGACAAGGUCCCUCGUCUUUUGCUCUGCGGUCACACAGUGUGCCAUGAUUGUCUGACCCGGUUGCCCCUCCAUGGUAGAGCGGUCCGCUGCCCCUUCGACAGGCAGGUCACUGAGCUGGGGGACUCUGGAGUUUGGGGUCUGAAGAAAAACUUUGCUCUGCUUGAACUCUUGGAGCGACUCCAGAAUGGAGCUACCAACCAGUCGGGAAUGGCGGAGGAUGCCCUGAAAGGAAUGGGGGAAUGUAUAAUUCGCUGUGAUGAGGACGAGAGCCACACAGCCUCUAUGUACUGCACCGUGUGCGCCACCCACCUGUGUGCCGAGUGCUCCCAGCUCACCCACUCCACUCGCACGCUGGCCAAACACCGUCGGGUGCCGCUGGCUGACAAGCCUCAUGAGAAGACCCUGUGUCCGCAGCAUCAGGUCCACGCCAUCGAGUUUGUCUGCCUGGAGGAGGCCUGUCUGUCUGGGCCCCUCAUGUGCUGUGUGUGUAAGGAGUACGGCAAGCACCAGGGACAUAAGCAUGCUGUUCUUGAGACUGAAGCGAAUCAGAUCCGUGCAUCCAUUUUGGACAUGGCCCACUGCAUCCGCACCUUCACAGACGAAGUGUCCGAGUACUCGAGGAAGCUGGUGGGCAUCGUGCAGCAAAUAGAAGGUGGAGAGCAGAUAGUAGAGGACGGAGUUGGCAUGGCACACACUGAACAUGUCCCCGGCACAGCAGAGAGCGCACGUUCCUGUGUCCGAGCUUACUUCGCAGACCUCCACGAGACUCUGUGUCGGCAGGAGGAGAUGGCGCUGAGUGUGGUGGACGCUCACGUCAGGGAGAGGCUGAUCUGGCUGAGGCAGCAGCAGGAGGACAUGACCAUCCUGCUGUCUCAGGUCUCCACUGCCUGCCUGCACUGUGAGAAAACACUUCAACAGGAUGACUGCCGAGUUGUGCUGUCAAAGCAGGAGAUCAACUGUUUGCUGGAGACGCUUCAGAAGCAGCAGCACCAGUUCACAGAGCUGGCAGAUCACAUUCAGCUGGAUGCUGGCAUCCCUGUCACCUUCACUAAGGACAACCGGGUCCACAUUGGUCCAAAGAUGGAGAUCCGUGUAGUAACUCUUGGGCUCGAUGGAGCUGGAAAAACCACCAUCCUCUUCAAGCUGAAACAAGAUGAGUUCAUGCAACCCAUCCCAACCAUCGGUUUCAAUGUGGAGACAGUUGAAUAUAAGAACUUGAAAUUCACCAUCUGGGACGUGGGUGGAAAACAUAAGCUCAGACCCCUCUGGAAACACUAUUAUCUGAACACUCAAGCGGUGGUGUUUGUGAUUGACAGCUGCCACAGGGACAGACUCAUGGAGGCUCACAGUGAGCUGGCCAAACUACUGACAGAGAAGGAGCUGAGAGAUGCCUUGUUGCUCAUCUUUGCAAACAAACAGGAUGUUCCAGGCGCUGUGUCUGUGGAGGAGAUGACGGAGCUGCUGAGCCUACACAAGCUGUGCUGUGGGAGAAGCUGGCACAUUCAGGGCUGCGACGCCCGCAGUGGGAUGGGCCUCCAUGAGGGGCUGGACUGGCUCUCCAGACAGCUGGUGGCUGCCGGUGUCCUGGACGUAGCCUAAAUGUCACCCCUCUCUCUACGUCUGACUCUCCCCCUAACGACUGAACCCAAACCCCAGCCUCUGAGGAAUGUCCAUCGGUUUCCCCACCACUUCCAAACAUUUACUUUCAAGACGAGACUGCGGCUCUAAGCCUGCCCUCCUCAUCUUUCCUUCUUUGCACAUCAUUGUGGGCAAAGAAAACAAAGAUGUAAAUACUUUCUCUAGCUUCUCUGAAUCAGAACAUGGAAACUACAAAACCAUCUUAAAGUCUGUCCUACCUGUCACCCCACCCUCCGAGAAAUAUACUCACUGGCCCCGAAACCUGAGAUAAGACUACAAACUCCCAUCCUGCUCCAUUUCUGAAGGCCGCUUACAAGGUUUAACACGUUGCUGCUUACUUUAGUUUUUCUGUCUUCUAACCUUUUUCAAGGGACAAGCUGUUUAUCUAGUAUCUAUAGCUAGUUGACUUAGGUUCAGUAAAAUGUUAAAAAUGCUCCUUGUGCCCUGCCAGAGCGGACUCUAUCCGUAUUUUCUCUCACGUUAUUCAUCAUAACCACCACUAUAUGUGACAGUAAUCUUAACUUAAGACUGCAGAGUAGUCUGUAUUGUAAUAGUAUAAUUUACGUACCUUUUGUUGAUUCAGUAGACUUUGACAACACAUUAGAUAAUCCUGAGAAAUAACUUCAAUGACCUUUUAGCCAAAUUCAGUAUAUUUGCAGGUAAGUGGGAGAUGGACAGAAAUGUUCACUAUGGUUUAAAUGAACUCAGAGGACUUCCAGUGGCUUCAAACUGAUGGUCAAAUGUUCAGAUUUUGGCAGUUUUCUCACUUUGCCUUGAUAUCUAAUGUUAGCAAUAGCAGUUGAUGUUUCAUGGGGUCUUUUAAGUUAUGUUAAGUUUUUUUUUAAGUGUACUGUAUGAAGCUAUUUAAUGCCACAGCUGGUCUUGAAAUGGCGCACCAGUAGAGUUUUGGUUUGAAUAUAGUGUUUUCUGUUACAGAAAAAACUGUUUACUGAACUUAUUUAUGAGUGGGAAGUUGGACGUUACUUUGAUACGAGGCUAUUGCGAGAAAUUCAGAGUCUCUAUGCAGCGAUUCUGCCUCCAUUUGGGUGGAGUGUCUUGCACGCAGAAUUUGUGGAAUGCACUUGUUUGCUGCCUCACUACCCGUUUUCAUUUGGAAGCAAAUUAACUAUCUGCUGUUUCUUAUUAGACUCGGAGUAUUAAUCUCACUGCAAAAAAAGUCUUGUGAAAAUAUUGCUAUUUAAACAUCUCACAAGUCCUGCUUAUCUGUCUGGAGAUGGUACACCUUUAAUCAACAGCCUUCAGUAAUAACGUAAUGUGAAACUUAGUGAAACAUUAAACCUAACACUGACACUUGUCUUGUUAUUAAGGAACCAUCAUUUGAGUUUGAUCUAAUUUUUAUUCAUUGCUAUGUAAUGUUUACUACAUGUAUCUAUGUAUAAAAAUACAAAUAAAAAAAUGCACGUGUGAAAAGCCUUUCCCCGUACUUUAUGAAAAUAUUUGUUUUUGAAACGUAGAAGCACAAUGCGCAUCGAAACCUUUGUUACCAGUGGACUUGAUAACGGCUUUUGUAAAUUAUUCAUAAUGUGACGCUGUAAAAUAAACUAAUUGACCUUA
This is a messenger RNA of Siniperca chuatsi (mandarin fish), 3529 nucleotides long. RefSeq names its product tripartite motif containing 23 (gene trim23). Gene Ontology annotation, cellular component: plasma membrane; cytoplasm; lysosomal membrane. NCBI's taxonomy places the organism in Eukaryota, Metazoa, Chordata, Actinopteri, Centrarchiformes, Sinipercidae. Bases 173 to 1915 code for a protein of 580 amino acids. Gene Ontology annotation, biological process: intracellular protein transport; vesicle-mediated transport. The record is from RefSeq and is a predicted model, not a curated record. The transcript is spliced from 11 exons. Gene Ontology annotation, molecular function: GTP binding; zinc ion binding; GTPase activity.